Molecule: messenger RNA, 6049 nt
Organism: Mya arenaria
Lineage: Eukaryota; Metazoa; Mollusca; Bivalvia; Myida; Myidae
Product: plexin-B-like
Exons: 23
Coding region: 146-3946 (1266 amino acids)
Biological process (GO): positive regulation of axonogenesis; negative regulation of cell adhesion; semaphorin-plexin signaling pathway involved in axon guidance
Cellular component (GO): semaphorin receptor complex
Molecular function (GO): semaphorin receptor activity; protein binding
Source: RefSeq, a predicted model, not a curated record
CCCUAAAUUGAUGAUAUAACGUUUGAUUCGGAAUAUUUGUUUUCAUGCAAUAUCACUUAUCCAGGUGUUAAACUUUUAAACCGUGCUGAAAUUAAGUAUAGAUUGUAAUGCUUUCUUACCGCGGAUUUUUAAAAAAGUGUAUUUGAUGCGGAUUGAUUGUGACUUUUUCUGUAAUAGUAUAAAGAACAGAGAAACAUCAAACAUGAACAUCUUAUUGGGACUUUUAGCGAUAAUUGUGAGUGAACGUGGACUGCAGGGUGCUCAUGUUCAUAUUGCAAGCAGCACUAUCCUUAUGAAAGACAUUUUUAAAAAUCUUAGUUUAAAUCAUAUGUUUAUGGCGGAAAACGGAACGUCACUUUAUUUGACGGGCAAAAAUUACAUUUACCACCUAGAUACAGCUAAUCAUUUUCUUGACCUAUCUGAGAUUGAUAAAGUGAAAACUGGACCAAAUGAUGUUGUGAACGGCGAGUACAAAAUUGACGAUAUUACCAAUAUCGUGAUACCGUAUGGACCGGACGAAGUGAUUACGUGCGGUAGCAGUUACAGAUUUUGUCAUAUACGAUACCUUCGAAACAUCUCUGACUGGACAAAAGGUUUUGAACCCUCCAUAAACAAUAGUGCUGCCGUGGCAUUUGUUGCUGAAUUUGAUAAUAAAACGUAUGUGUUUGUUGGAUGCCCACAUGAAAACAAUCAACUUAAUACCCGCUGUGACAGAUUCGGGAUAUUUUGGUUUGAGGACUUUGAAACAAGAAGAUAUGGACCACGGUUUACGACUGCCGGUGACAUACUACUGAUAACAGAAACUUAUGUUAAAGGGUUAGCUAUUGAUAAUCACCGACUAUUUUUCAGCAUACAACGAAAUAAGACAGAUAACUCUACUCUCAGCAGAGUUGCAAAUGUUUGUCAGAAGUAUACAGAUUCCGCCCCGAGAUCGUAUGUAGAUAUGCAACUAAAAUGUGGGGACUUCAAUUACUUGCAGGCUGUUGAAAAAACAUGCUAUACAGAAAAAUGUUUAAUUGUUGCAACAUUUACCCAUGGAGGACAUUCGGUCGUUUGUGCAUACCUAUUCUCGGAGAUCAAAUCAAGUUUGGCAGUCAAUAUUAAACGAUGCUACAAUACAACUCUUCAACUGCCAUCCGGUGUUUACGACUACUUCAAUUAUUGGAAGAGACCAUGUACUGGACAUCCUCUCAAUCUCAGCGGAAUCAACGCCACUGAUGACUUCUUCUUAUGUAACGAAGAAGGAUACGUUACCUUCAGUAACGUGAUUGGUGAUACGGCCCUGCAGAUGAAUGUCAGUGUACGGCUGAAUCACACGGUUGUAACUGCCCUCGCAUUGGUGUCUGUCCGCGGACGUGUGCUUGCUCUUUUAGGGACAGCUCAGGGAGAAAUAAUUAAGGCCCUGGUGUUUCCACGAGAAGAGGCUGAAGUCUUGCCCUGGAAAGCUGUUGUUGAUAGUGGCCACGCAGUACUGCCAGACAUGUUCGUGCAUGGAUACACAAUGUAUGCAUUUUCGGAAAAUGUGGUAAGAAAGAUAGAGUUAGCGGACUGUUCCAAGUUUUCAACUUGUGACAAAUGCAUGGCAAGCAGGGAACUCUUCUGCGGAUGGUGUCUUUUGGAUAAUAGAUGUACGACCACAAUAGAGUGUUCAAAUUCAGAAUGGAUAUUGGCUGAAGGCUUAGCAAGAGUUUGUCCACACAUAAACCAAACAAGUCCUAACGCGAUAAGAACAGAUGAAUCGACUGAGCUGACACUUACCUUGUCCCAUAACAUGAGCAUUGGACUAGAGUUGAGAUGCCAGUUUGAAAGCUUGGUCGACAACAAGACUAUACUGAUGAAUAGCAGUGUUCCGGGGGUAGCAAGGGGCGACGAGGUAACAGUUACGUGUAGCUUGCCAGACUGGACCAAACUAGAACAUUACAUCGAAGGUACCGCCAGUGUGUCUGUCCUACUCUUCACAAACGUUUCUUCUGUGGCUGUAAUGAGAGGGGAGUUAACUGUGUUUCAAUGUGAAACAUUUACAAGGUGUCGCAAGUGCAGUUUCAGUCGAUGGACAUGUGCAUGGUGUCCUUUGCAGGGACGUUGUAUCAAAGAAAACAACUCAUGCAAUGGAAAUGAGAGUUCCGUAGAGAUCAGGGAGAGAAGCAGUUGUCCACAUGUUACAGACUACACCGUUUCUCCUCAAAACGUGCUAAAUGGUCACGGUGAUGCACAUUUAGCAAUUGAGGAAAGCUACAAUAUUACUGUUAAGGGCGUGAACUUUAUUGAGACUAAUGGUUCCGCAAAUUACCAGUGUUCUGUGAAACACUCGGAGAAAAACGGCGAAGAAAAAUUUGCAGCCACAAGAAUGAAUGAUUCGGAGAUAAUGUGUCACAUCACAAACUUAAAGGGAGGCAUGCCAUGGAAUCUGGACUCCGCUUCAAGUCUUCAUGUUGAUCUUCAGUCAAAACAGCUUGACGGCCCAUCAUUUAAAGUUGUGUUUUAUCAAUGCGGUUCUCUGAUCUACCCACCAACCAACUGUGGACAAUGUGAAAGUUUUAAAUACUACCAGCCAUAUUUAAGAUGCCAAUGGUGCAAUGGGAAGUGUAUCUACGCGGGAGAGCCUUGUGCAGCGGCAGGAACCAUGUGCCCUGACCCAGUUAUCACAAAGGUAUAUCCACUUUCUUCCCAUAUCAAUGCCAUCACGCCCAUUACUGUCGAGGGUUAUAAUCUUGGGUCCCAUCCCAACGAAACACUGAAUGCUGUUAGUGUCGGAAACAUCUCAUGUGAUACCAUGUACAAUGCCAAUGUUGUAAACAUAUCAACAAGAAUAACGUGUAAACUUGGACCAAGUGAAAGAGAAACAACAGAAAAUGUGAUAGUGAAUAUAUCAGGACACAAUCCAGUGGUGUAUGAAAAAUACAGCUUUAAUUUUCAGAUUCCUAGAAUAACAAGGAUUUUCCCUAAUUACGGGCCUUUUUCUGGCGGUACAAAUGUUACAAUUUAUGGAGAGCAUCUUGACACAGGUUGGGAGAGGACCAUACAGAUUGGGGAACAACUCUGCGGACUGGUUACAGUACCUGCGUUCAUAAAGCCAAAUAUGGCAGAAUGUAGGACAGUAAAAUUUAAUUCAACCACCCAGACGAAUGCUACAGUUUCCAUGGUUUUCGAUAAUCAGGCGGUAGAAGGAGUCAACUUCACGUAUGUUCCCGACCCAGUAGUUUGGAAUAUUCAGCCAAGAAAGAGUUUUGAAAGCGGAGGAAGAGUUUUAACAGUGACUGGUCUGAACCUGUUAUCCGUACAAACACCGAAGCUGAAGGCCCAAACCAGUGACGGAAUGACUUCUGUUGAAAUGUCGUGCAUACGUGGAAAACCAGAUGACCUCGCGGACAGUAAGUUUAAUGGAUAUUUAACAUGUAGAAGUCCAAUCUUUUCUUCCCGAGAGUCUAGACCUCGAGCAAACCGAUCAUCCGAAGUACCGAGAAGCAUGGAGGUUAGCUUUACCAUGGACGAUGUGGAUUCAGUCAAGAAUUUGCCGGCCAACAUAUCUGUCAUUCGAUACUAUCCUGAUCCAACAAUUGACAAUUUCACCGAGACUCAGCGCAACUUUCAAGUACUCAUUAUAAAAGGCGAUCAUUUGAACGUGGCUGCCAGCGCGGAAGACGUUCAAGUUUUCGUUGAUUGUGAAGAAUGCAAUGUAACCACUCUGGAGCACAACCGGAUCAUAUGUAACCCUCCCACUAGUGCACCCAAGUGUAACGUUGCCGGACAAACGUUGUUUACAAUCAAGGUACGCAUUGGAUUUCUAGAACGAGAGGUCGGUAAGAUGGGGUAUGGAAGUUCCGAGCCAAAUACCGAUUGCAAGAACAUUCAACUUAUAGGUGGACUUGUAGGCGCAGGAAUGAUUUUUGUCUUUGUGUUGUCGGUUAUUGCAUUUUAUUUUAAAUCGAAGAAUAGAGUGUUUUAACAGGAAACAGUGAAAUAUGUUAUACAAUGCUAUUUCUGUUGUACUUUUACUGCAUAAACUGUAUAAUGCUAGAAGAGAGAGAAGUCUUAACCCUUAAGCGAUUUGAGCACGUAAACAAGAUAUUUUAUCCUGUUAUUUGCAUACAAAUCGAUCCAAAAACAAGGUGUCAUGUAAAGGUUGCUUUAUUAGGUUUGUUGACCACGCUGUGUUUAUCUACAGUCAAUUGGUCACAUGACCGCGAAAACCGACUUCUUUUUAUUUCAUGUAUAUACAUGAAGUAUACUCAUUAAUGCAUAUGAACUACUCUAGUUAUUAUAGUUUUGUUUCCACUCUAUUUUUUUUUAUCCAAUUCAGUAUUAACCCGUUUUAUGGUAAUUUCUUAUGUUGUUAUAAAAAGGUGACAUAAUAAAUAGGUUAGUGCCGUGGAUGGAUUUUUAUAUCUGGCUCUGCUACGGAAAGCAUCGGGUCCCCCUUAAGCUCACCCGAUAAAUUCCACCGCCUUGCCACAUAAACUUUCUCCAACUACGGCACUAUCCUAGAAUUAGUUUUAUCUCGUUUGUUUUUAUAUUAAUAUUAUAUAGUAUGUGUUGUAAUAUUACGAUGAUAGCUUAAUAAUGGCUUGGCCAUGUAUUUAAACAGCUAUUUGAAGAAUAUGAUAUCAGUUUGUGGUGUUUGCCAUUCGGAGCUCCUCGGCCAUUUUUAUCGAAAACAACCUCGGUUGUAUAUGGACGAUUUACAUAUGUUUAAGUCCGCUGCAAGUAGAGAACCUAGAUCACGUAGUAAUUUUAUAUUAGCAGUUCAACUUAAUGACUCUACUUUUGGGAAUCUUAAUUAUGUUUGCAAUAAUACACUGCACUUGCAAUCAAUUUAAACUAAGAUCAAUAAAAACAAGCUAAAUUACUACAUUUAAUUAAUGAUAUAAUAAAAAAAAAAUACGGACUACUUCUACUGAUGUACCGGCAUACAUCCGAAGUCUUUUUCGAUAAAAAAAUUGCCGAGGAGUUCCGAAUGGGUGUUUGCACAUUUUGUGUCUCUCUUUCAGUGCCUUUUGGGCACUUUGCUUGUUCCUCUGAACAGGUUUAGGAAUUGACAUAUAUAUUACUGUACUUUUGAUUGUACUUUUGAGAGUAAUGUAUAGUAUUGUGUUAAUCCUUGUAGUUUCCAUGUUUUUGUGUAUACAUAUUUUUUAAUUACCUUCUGUGAUUAUAUCCUUUUUUAAGCGUCUCAUCUGUGAUGUACAUGUUGCUUAAUGCUCCAUUAAACUGAUGAAGAAUUCCAAAUUCUUUUCAGGAUGUUAUAUGUAUGCAUUGUAAAAAAAGAACAUAACCAACUAUAUUUGAAAGGUGUCUUGAUUGCUAUAGCUAACAAAAGGUGGUCAGUGAUCAACCGAAAAUGUUGAACAAAAAUAAUAUGAAUGUCGGAAUGAGCUUAAGAAAGUGUUGUUGCAAGUUAGGUUGAUGAGUCAUAUACCGUUUAUUUAUUUGAAUUCACACAGUUGUUCACGGACAUCAAUUAAAAAAUUCAAACUACAUCAUAUGUUCCUAAAUACAAUUUAAGGCCCUUGAAUGUCUUAAAGAUUUUAAGCACAUUGGCUUUUUUGACUUUAUCUAAACAAAUGUGCAACCCGUUGACUUGAUUCUUCACACAAGUAUGCAGGGCAAUCAUACAAUUAAAAGCAAGGCAACUUUAAAUAUCCUAAAUACAAAUAUUUGGCCUCUGACUGACUCAAAACGUGUUUAUAGUCCCUGUACAUACUUUUCAUCUAUAAUGGAAGCAAUUCAGUUAUGUUUCUUAGAGACAAAGUAGCGCUUAGUCGAUCUAAUUUUUGAGAAUAUAUAUAAAUGACUUGAUACAUCAGUUUUUCAAACAGUGUGAUAUGAAAUUGAUACUUUCACGGUUUUUAUAAGGUCGCCAUUUAUUGCAGUUAAUAUCAGUUUUGGUUUUCACUCGGAUAUAUCAAAUGUUAUCUUAUACUGAAUCCAUUAUCACCUUUAUACUUUGUUUAUGUUAUUAUUUUCGUUCUUACAACUGAAUUUGCUAUACUUUGAGGAUAUGCAAAACUACUAACCUACUUAGACUUGGGUAAUAAAAGAUUGUAUAACG